Penicillium alfredii is the source of this 1464-nucleotide messenger RNA. RefSeq names its product cytochrome P450. Bases 1 to 1464 code for a protein of 487 amino acids. The record is from RefSeq and is a predicted model, not a curated record. Gene Ontology annotation, molecular function: heme binding; iron ion binding; oxidoreductase activity, acting on paired donors, with incorporation or reduction of molecular oxygen. Lineage: Eukaryota; Fungi; Ascomycota; Eurotiomycetes; Eurotiales; Aspergillaceae. The transcript is spliced from 6 exons.
AUGUCUUUGCUGAGCGAAUCUUUGUCGGCUCGAGUUCUUGUUAGCGGUCUCGUGGGACUGUAUCUUCUGCGAUUGAUCUAUCACCGAUUAGCAAGCCCAUUGUCGCGGAUCCCUGGCCCCGAGAUCUCCAGAUGGACCAGCAUCGUCUACAUCUACUACUCGUUCCGGGGCCAAACCCCCAACUACAUCCACCGCCUCCACGAACAAUAUGGCCCCAUUGUCCGCACGCACCCCGAUCAGGUCGACAUCUGUGACAUCAGCGCCGCGAAAGAAAUCUACAAAACCAACUCGCGAUUUCUGAAAUCGGAGUGGUAUCAGAGACUGGUUCCUAACACCCAGAAUGUUUUCAGCACAACCAACCCUCGCUUCCAUGCCGCUCAUCGGCGUCUGCUCGCGUCUCCGAUCUCCGACUCUUCGCUGGCCCGUGUCGAGUCGCUGAUUACAGACCGGGUGGAGCUGGCGAUCGCCAGGAUCGGCGAGGAAUCUAAGAGUCGGGGCGUGGCCGACGUCUUCAAAUGGUGGCUGUUUAUGGCGACGGAUAUCAUCGGCGAGCUGAGCUUUGGCGAGUCGUUCCGUAUGCUCGAGCUGGGCAAGAAAAACAAAUAUACCACCGACUUGGAAUCGCUCUCGGGCUUGCAGCCAAUACGCACAACAUUCCCCUGGUUGGUUCAGUUGGCGAGUUAUUUCCCUCUCCCGGUGGCGAAACAAGCCGCGGAGGCGGGCAAAAGAGUCGGCAUGUAUUCCCAGCAGUCCAUUGACCGCUACCGGCGCCUCAUCGCAGAGAAUCCAUCCGACCCCAAGCCAACGCUGUUCACCAAGCUGUUCGACACCGAGAAGAGUGGUUUCUCGUACGACGAUAUCCGCCAGGAGGCUCAAGGCUACAUCGUCGCCGGCAGUGACACCACCGCCGUCACUCUGACCUAUCUCACCCAUGCCGUCUGCAAGGACAGCGCCGUGCGCGACCAACUCGCGGCCGAGGUGGCCGGUCUACCGGAUCAGUUCACAGAUCACGAGCUGAAGGAGCUGCCGUAUCUCAGCCAGGUCAUUACUGAGACCCUGCGCUUGUAUACGGCUGUGCCUCUUGGUUUACCUCGAGCCGUGCCCCAGGAGGGAGCCCAGUUCAAUGGAUAUGCCAUUCCUGGGGGUACCACGGUGUCGACUCAGUCCUAUAGUCUUCAUCGCGACCCGACCAUUUUUGCCGACCCCUACAGAUUCAAUCCCGAGAGAUGGGCCAAUCCCACCCAGGAGAUGAAAGACGCUUCUCUGCCAUUUGGUGGUGGAUCGCGGAUCUGCUUGGGUAUUCACCUUGCUCGCAGGGAGCUUCGUCUGGCGACUGCCCUCUUUUUCCGGGCUUUUCCUCAUGCCCGAGUCUCUACCAAGGAAGGGAUGAACGACGAGGAAAUGAAGAUGAAAUCGUUCUUCUUAAUGGCUCCUCAGGGACAUCGGUGUCUGGUGGAGGUUUGA